This is a messenger RNA of Macroventuria anomochaeta, 1658 nucleotides long. RefSeq names its product amino acid permease-like protein. Bases 90 to 1658 code for a protein of 522 amino acids. Lineage: Eukaryota; Fungi; Ascomycota; Dothideomycetes; Pleosporales; Didymellaceae. Gene Ontology annotation, molecular function: transmembrane transporter activity. Gene Ontology annotation, cellular component: membrane. Gene Ontology annotation, biological process: transmembrane transport. The transcript has 4 exons. The record is from RefSeq and is a predicted model, not a curated record.
GUAUCUUCGACAUAUUUCUCUGUCGACUUCGCACGUCAAGGUAUCCUCUUGAGGCCGUUGUUUGCACCCAGAACUCCUCUCCUUGCACAAUGGCAGCAUCUAUUGAGGGCAAGCCUGCAGGCUCUGUGGAGGAGUACGACAUGGGACACAACGGAAUCGAUCGAAUCCACGGCGAUGCUCUGGGAGGAACUUCGCAUGAUGCGCAAGACAUGUAUCGGAUGGGCAAGAAGCAGGAACUCCGCAGAAACUUCCGCCUUGUCUCUAUCAUUGGAUUCGUCGUCGUCCUUCAGUCCACAUGGGAGACUUACUUCGGUCUGUUCAAUGGCGGUACGGCAGGCGUCAUCUGGAUGACAGUCAUUACAUGGCUCUUCGUCAUGGCCAUGAUCGCCUCUCUUGCGGAGAUGGCUUCGAUGGCACCAACUGCUGGCGGGCAGUACCAUUGGGUCAGUGAGUUCGCGCCGCCGUCAUUCCAGAAGAGCCUCUCGUAUAUCGUUGGCUGGAGCGCCGGCGUUGGUUGGGUCUCCGGCAUCCCCGCCUGCGCGCAGAUGCUAUCCUCUCUUGUCAUUGGUAUGGUCUUGCUUGUAAAUCCUGACGCUCAGAUCGGCGAGCUGUGGCACGUCACCUUGAUCAUGAUGCUGUGGCUAUUUCUCAUGGUCGGCUUUAACAUCUUCCUGGCACAACACCUGCCACUGGCUGAAGGCAUCGUGCUGGUCCUGCACGUAUUCGCCUUCUUCGCGUUCCUGAUAUUGUUCUGGACCAUGGCUGAGCGAUCACCCGCUGAUGAGGUCUUCACAACAUUCUACGAUGGUGGUGGUUGGGGUUCGCUCGGGACAUCUGCUCUUGUUGGUCUCUCAACACCGCUGUGGUGCUUCAUCGGACCAGAUGCCGGAGCCCACAUGUCUGAGGAACUGAAAGACGCCUCAGUGGUACUUCCCAAGGCUAUGAUGUGGGCUGUCUUCUUCAACGGUGUCUUCGGUAUCAUCAUGAUGAUCACCUUCGUGUUCUGCGGUGGGGCGCUCGACUCGGUCCUCGAAACUCAUACCGGUGUCCCAGUGCUUCAAGCCGUGUACAACGCCACCGGCUCUAUCGCGGGCACCAUCGUUAUGGGCACAAUCCUAGUCAUCCUAGUGUUCUUCGCCGCGGUUUCUGUAACGGCUGCAUCCUCACGACAGAUUUGGGCCUUCUCCCGCGAUAAGGGUCUUCCGUUUUCUUCCUGGAUCGAGUACGUUCGACCUGGCUGGGACAUUCCUGUGAACGCACUGCUGGUUUGUCUGGGUUCAUCAUUGGUCCUUGCUUGCAUCAACUUCGGCUCAGACGUCACUCUCAACGCAAUCGUCUCCAUCUCGAAUGCCGCAUUGAUAUUCUCUUAUAUCAUAUCCAUUGGAUGCGUUCGGCUCAAGCGUCUGCAAGGCGAGCCUCUGCUAGCUCGUCGCUGGAGCUUGGGCAGGUGGGGUGGCAUUGUGAACGACUUGGCACUCGUCUUUCUGCUUGUGGCAUUCAUCUUCUCUUUCUUCCCUAUGACGCCUAAUCCAACGGCUGUCGACAUGAACUGGGCUGCCUUAAUGUUCGGUGCAUUGGCGAUUCUGGCAACGGCUAAUUAUUUCGUAAGCGCGCGGAGAAGCUACGUCGCGCCUAUAUCUCUGGUCAAGCAGGACUAG